Molecule: messenger RNA, 3090 nt
Organism: Cariama cristata (Red-legged seriema)
Lineage: Eukaryota; Metazoa; Chordata; Aves; Cariamiformes; Cariamidae
Gene: DCLRE1A
Product: DNA cross-link repair 1A
Exons: 9
Coding region: 1-2988 (995 amino acids)
Biological process (GO): double-strand break repair via nonhomologous end joining; interstrand cross-link repair; protection from non-homologous end joining at telomere
Molecular function (GO): 5'-3' DNA exonuclease activity; damaged DNA binding
Source: RefSeq, a predicted model, not a curated record
AUGUCUGAAGAUGCUUUAUUGGAAGAGGACAUUUGGGAGUACAAAUCCAUUAGGAAGCAAAAGCAUCAGAGUAAUUCAGAGAGCAUCUCUACACCUAUGCAGAAAGUAAGUGAUGGCAAGUGCAGGCCAAAAAGAAAGAGAAAUAAAAAAAAAUCCAUAGAAAAAACUGAUACACUUCAGAAAAGUGAGCAGACAUCAAGGCCAAAUCAGGAUGUCGAUCAAUGUAAAGAUGACAGUAGCGUGCACUCCCAGGAAAGUGUGAGUAGCCUGACGGAACAGAGCUCACAAAACGCAAAGCCUGUUCAUGAUGGAUACUGUCCGAGCUGCCAGAUGCCCUUCUCCUUGCUAUUGGUCCAGACACCUCGAUGGCACGUUGUUGAAUGUUUGGAUGCUCCAGGAUCCAUUGAAAAAGAGUGUCCUGAUGGUUUACUGUGCACUUCCACCAUUCCAUCACACUACAAGCGUUACAGCCAUUUUCUGCUUGCAGCAAGCAGGGCAGGAGAUUAUCUUGUAAACUCUUCAGCAAACACUUUGGAGAGGAAGAUGACAUGUUCUACUCCUGCAAAGCCCAGCUGUUCCCCAAGUCAUGUAGAGGAAAUCUCACAGAAUGAGAAACCAUCUAAUAAUGUAAAAAAUGUCCCGAAUGAUUACUGUACAUUGAUGGUACAGAGUUCACCACAAAUGAAGCCUCUAAAUAUAAUCACUGAAAGUACUUCCUCUUUUGCAGAUGUUCAAAAGCCUCGACAGACAUUUCAGCUUACACAGGCCACAGAUAAUAGUUGUAAAUUUGAAUUUUAUGACUUUGCAUCCUCUCAAGAAAGUGGAACAGGAGAAGAUCUGUGUAGUCAGAAAGAUACAAAUCAGCCAAGUCUACUACACUCAAAAGCGGACUUCAGUGACUGUGAAAUUUCUUAUUCUCCACUGAGUGCUUUUGAGGAAAGUGAAGAGGAAACUGAAGAAGAGGAGAAGAAAGUAAAAAUAUCACAAAAUAAAUUAUUCGAAGUCUGGAACUUUGAAGAUGAAUCUAAUUCUGUGGUGUUUAAAACAUUUGAUGGACAUUUCUUACAGCAGGAGCCUCAGUAUGAGCAUACCAAAAUGGGAAAUUUCAUAACUAAAAAAACCCACUGUGAGGAAGUAAGUAUGUUGAACCAUCUAGAUCAUAGUGUAAAAACUGUUUCUCGAAGUCACAUGGACAGCAAGUUCUGUAAUUCAACAUGUGUAGAUAAUCAGCAUCAGCAAGAGGUGCUAGCCAGUGGAUCCUCUUUUGCUUUUAAUUGCAAGGAGGUUGAACAGCCAGAACUAAUUUCCUCUGCUGCUAAAGCAGAUAACACAGAGUCAGAAGAUACUGGUGCUUGUGCUUUGGAUUCUGCAUACAUGAGUUUUACUGAGACAUCAUCACUGCUAAUCAGAGAAGAUGCUGGAUCUCUUCUGACGCAGAAAAGUAAUGUUUUGAGGGACCCAAAUAACAUUUUAACUAAUGCAGAUAAAAUGACUGCCAAUGCAACUGAAAAAACAGCUCACCAGGAGAGUUUGCAGUUGUUAGUGGAGAAAGAAGGGAACGCUAAUACAACUGCUGUGUGCUUUCCCAGCCCCAUCUCUAAAACAGUACCAUCUCUUUCUUUAGCCAGUAUGAAUGCCAAAUCCAGUUCUGCCAAAGAACUCAAACAAAUGGAUAUUGGUGUUUUCUUUGGGUUAAAACCCAAAGUAAAAGAGGAAAGCAAAGGAGAGACGUGUUUGAGUGAGGGAAAGCAGAUACCAAGUUCAGUGAGUCCCAAUGGAAAGAGGCCCAGACAGCAAAAAAGGAAAGCUAAAGGGUCUGUGGAAGAUGUGGAAGCAGUUACAGAAAGUUCAAGUAAAAAUGGAAACUUUGCAGAUGUAAGUUCUGGUGGCCAACAAAAGUGGAGAAAAAAAUUUAAAGAAUUAUCUGCUACAGGUGAAGGAACAAGAAAAAAACACUGCCCUUUCUACAAGAAAAUACCAGGAACUGGUUUUACAGUUGAUGCCUUCCAGUAUGGAGAAAUUGAAGGCUGCACAGCUUAUUUCCUUACUCAUUUUCACUCUGAUCACUAUUGUGGGCUAACGAAAAACUUCAUGUUUCCAAUCUACUGUAAUAAGAUAACUGGCAAUCUGGUGAAGAGCAAACUUCGAGUCAAAGAGCAGUAUGUCCAUGUGCUGCCGAUGGACACAGAAUGUCUGGUGAAUGGGAUCAAAGUGGUGUUGCUCGAUGCCAAUCAUUGUCCGGGUGCAGCGAUGAUCCUUUUCUGUCUACCGAGUGGAACUGUUAUUCUGCACACAGGAGACUUCAGGGCAGAUCCUUCUAUGGAGCGCUACCCUGCUUUGAUUGGUCAACAAGUCCAUACCCUUUACCUUGAUACCACAUACUGUAGUCCUGAAUACACUUUUCCUUCUCAACAAGAGGUUAUCCAGUUUGCCGUCAAUACUGCCUUUGAGACAGUGACUUUAAACCCGCGUACUCUAGUUGUCUGUGGCACCUAUUCCAUUGGAAAAGAAAAAGUUUUUUUAGCAAUUGCUGAAGUUCUGGGCUCAAAAGCAAGUAUGUCCCGUGAUAAGUACAAAACACUACAGUGCUUGGAGUCAGCAGCUGUUAAUUCCCUCAUCAGCGUGGACUGGCAUGGUACUUUGCUUCACGUUCUUCCCAUGAUGCAAAUUAAUUUUAAGGGCUUGCAAGAUCACUUGAAUAAGUUUUCUGAGAAUUUUGAUCAAAUUCUGGCAUUCAAACCUACGGGGUGGACCUACUCUGAUUCAUGCCUUUCUCUGGUGGAUAUCAAACCUCAGACAAGAGGAAACAUCACCAUAUAUGGGAUUCCUUACAGUGAACACAGCAGUUACCUGGAAAUGAAGCGUUUUGUUCAAUGGUUGAAGCCACAGAAAAUCAUCCCCACUGUGAACGUUGGUGACUGGAGAGGCAGAAGCUUGAUGGAGAAGCAUUUUAGAGACUGGAUGGUUGAGGGCAGUACGCAUAAAUAAAUAUAAGGAAGAAUGUAUAUUUCAAAGGAAGUAGGCUGGAGUGGGAGUUGUGAGUUCCUGUGAGUUUUAUUUAACUCCUUUUUCCAUGGAGCUUUCUUUAGG